CUGACUCUUGAAAAUACUGUGGACAAUGUCCAAAGCGUCAAGUGGCUCCAGAGCAACUCAAACAGUAUUUACCGUAAUUUGUCCCAGGAGUUUCGUCGAUUUUGAGAUCGAUAGCCCACUUAUCUUGAAGGAUUUUCCUAUCUGGUUCAGUCUCUCACAGCCUUGUACAAGUUCUUCCAAUGAUGUUUGAGCUUCAAAGAAUGUCAGCGUGAUUCGCGUGCCAGUGGCACUGUCAAGACAACGUUUUCUUUUUUCCCUUUGUUCUUCAGAAGAAAGACCAUGUUAAAAGCCUGGAACUACUCGUUCUUUAUUCUUUGCCCUCGUCCUGGCUGGGCGUCUGCAUUCUUUUCCCCUCCUCUUCAUGUCUGUUCCUGCGUUCGACAAUUUCAGCAGAGCGAGGGCGUCGCGUUAUUCCUACAACUCCCCGCCUUCGAAACCAUGCGCAGGGUUUGAUUACAAUGGGCAUGAGUGCUGCCAGCUCGCGUCUGGAGAUGGAUUUUGCUUCUCUCAUAAGGGCCAGAAGUCCUGGAGCAUAGCUGGCUCAGUAUCUCUGGAAGAAAGGCGCCGACACGCAAAUGGGGGACGUUGCAACGGAGUGGCUGCCAGCACGGGCAACCUUUGCAAUCGGAAAAUCUGGGGUUUCACCUUUUGCCACUCGCAUAGGGAUCAGCAACCUCCUGCUAAAUUCUUCGAAGAUGUCUUCGAUUAUUUCGCUACGCCUAAUCGAGGCUCGGAACUCGCCACAAGAAGUGCUACCGUGAAGGAGAAUAUGAUGGCUUUCUGUCUAGUGAAAGAAGAAUGGUCGCAGAAUGGGCGCAAUGCCCGAAGGCGAGCGGAAGAGGAAGCCGAAAAGAGAAGGAAUGCCGCAGAGGAAGCUCAGCGUGCAUGGCAACGACAGCAGGAACAGGAGGCCGCAGAAAGGAGGAAGAAGGCCGAAGAGGAGAAGAAGAAAGCGCAUGCAUUUGCAGAGAAGCUUCGUCAAGAGUACGCACGACAAAAAGCAGCUGAAGAAGAGCGCCAACGAAAAUACGAACGAAAUAGGGAGGAACAAAAGAGAAAGGAGGAGGAAAAGCAAAGAGAAGCGGAGGAGUUAGCCAAGGCUAAGCGGAUGAAAGAUACAAAGGACAAGCAGGAUAUCGUCACUCGUUACCGUCGUUCGUGCAUCGAGUUCGACAAAGUCAGUCGAUUCUCAGACAUGCGUCGUGCAUCCUUUACUACAAUUCCCUGGCCGGUGCUUCGUACCCAAGACGCCAUUACACCUAGUGAAAUCAGUUGGGAGUUCGUCGAGAAAUUCUUCCACUUUGUGAAGGAUUUUUUGGGUCCUGCGGUACAUCGAUCCCUACUCGAAGAUGCGAGAAAGCGCUACCACCCUAAUCGAUGGGCUGCCAAGAACGUUGUCAACUCUGUGGUUUCAAAGGUGGAACGAGAGCAGCUCGAAAGUGCUGGCAAUACCGUAUCCCAAGCGAUCAACUCCAUCUUCAGUACUUCCUUCCUCUGAAGUCUACGCCUGCUAUCGAGGACUUCUUUUUUCAUUACUCGUCUUCAUGCCACCUUGUGUUCUGUCUUCACAUCCCCGUUUGAAUUCUUCGAAUCAUUGCACUCGCCGACGACUGAGGCCAUUAGUGAUUGGUGAUACAUCGACGCACGUCCAACCUGUUACGCGGUAAUGCGGAGGUGCUCACUCAGAACGACAACUCGAGUAUGGUGUUGCGAUAUGAUGGUCUUUAGAUCUACGAUCAGAGUUAUGCCGCAUGUGCUAUGAGUCAACAUGGACAAUAUGC
Lentinula edodes (shiitake mushroom) is the source of this 1781-nucleotide messenger RNA. RefSeq lists its product as uncharacterized. NCBI's taxonomy places the organism in Eukaryota, Fungi, Basidiomycota, Agaricomycetes, Agaricales, Omphalotaceae. Bases 362 to 1498 code for a protein of 378 amino acids. The transcript is spliced from 2 exons. The record is from RefSeq and is a predicted model, not a curated record.